AUGGAUGUCAUCAAAUCUCACUGUAAUCAUAACUGGAAACUGUUGAAGUUACAAUUAUUAUUUUGUUUGUGGUCAUUAUUUGUGCUAAGUGGAAAUAGUUUUUGUAAGUUUUAUAUCACUGCAAUACCACAACGUGCUAAUGAACAAUGGUCAGUUAUUUUAUGCAAAUUUGCUGAUACAGCAAGAUAUGAGCCAGAAACACGUGAAUGGUAUCAAAACUGGAUAACGGAUACAGUUGCAAAUUAUUUUUUGGAUGUUUCAAAUGGACUUUAUAAUAUAAAAGGAAGUGAAGUUAUCGGUUGGAUUACUCUUCCAUGGACAGCAAAACAUGUUAAACGCAUUGCUGAGAUGGAGAAAAGUGUUCACAAUGACAAAACAUUUGUAAAACCUGCAAGUUUUUUUGGUACUGCCAAAAAGUUAUGCAUAAAAUUUGCAUCACAAAAAUUCAAACUAAACGAGAAAAAAAUAACAAUAUUAAACACAGAGCAUGGAGCACUUUAUGACAAACAUUGUGGUGUUUUGAUAACUCCACGUUUAUUAUUCAAUUCGGUCAUUACGCAUGAAAUGAUUCAUAGCUUGAACAUUGGUCACUCUUAUAGUGAUCGCAAUGUAAAUAUUUUUCCGUUCGCACAUAUUGGUGAAUACGAUGAUCGUUAUGAUAUCAUGAGUGCAGCAAAUGCUUGGAUGUACUUGUCCAACUAUGGUUUAAGUGGACCAGGCCUUAAUGGACCUCAUCUUGACUUUCUUGGCUGGCUACCUAGUAAUCGCAUCUAUUACUUUGGAAGAGAUGGCAAGAAAAGUUCAACUUUACGUCUUGCAUCAUUAAGUAUUCCACAUAACUGCUCAAGUGACUGGCUACUGAUUAUGAUACCCUUUGAUAAAAAUAAUUCUUGCAAUAUUUUCACAUUGGAAUUCCGAACACCUACAAAUUAUGAUUCUGGCAUUAAACAGGAAGCAAUUAUAUUGCAUAAAGUUGAACUAAAAGAUAAAAAUUAUUAUUCAACGAUAAUUACACAUAGCAAAGAUUACGAUGACAUGACAGUUGGUACAGAAUGGGUUUACUUUUUCGACAAUGACACGAACAAAAAUUAUCCUUUUAUUAAAAUACGAGUAGAUGAGAUUGAUCGAAAGCAUCGUUCAGCUGUUGUACACAUCAAUUCAAGAUUCAGUGAAAUCCUUGAAAAUAAUGUGAAAAAUCAUAUGAACAAUACACAUGUUGUCAAAAAUACCAUAUCUACUUUGAAUGAAACUAUUAUUGAUAAAACCGCUAAGACUCUGGAAUAUAAUUCAGAAUGGUUUUUCAAAAAUUUAACAACAUUUGGUAUGAAUACUUGUCGUAGUGGAUAUGUGUGGAGGAUGAUUGAUUCUUAUGAUUAUAUAUGCGUCAGCGAAAAUAGAUAUCAGCAAAUUCACAACCAAAAUAGAAACAAUACAACUAAUAAACAUUCAAAUGGCACGUGCUAUGAACCAUUUGUAAUACGACGUGCAUUUUACAUGGAUGAUCUUUGCGUGACGCAUGAAGAAUUUUCAAGAGUACAGCAAGAUAAUGCUGAAUCCUACAAAAAUAUGAAAUACUACACAUUUUUCAACGGUCAAGAGAUAAUUUGA
Messenger RNA from Thelazia callipaeda (thelaziosis nematode), 1608 nucleotides. Lineage: Eukaryota; Metazoa; Nematoda; Chromadorea; Rhabditida; Thelaziidae. The record is from the annotation of a GenBank genome assembly.